Messenger RNA from Triticum turgidum subsp. durum (durum wheat), 2049 nucleotides. Lineage: Eukaryota; Viridiplantae; Streptophyta; Magnoliopsida; Poales; Poaceae. The record is from the annotation of a GenBank genome assembly.
AUGGCUGGUCUCGGCGGCGCCGCUCUCCAGCUGCACGCGGCCGUGGCCGUGCUUUGCACGGCGGCGGCCGCCGGCAAGCUGUCCGCAGGCAAGGCAGUCCACGCGCAUAUGCUGAGAGCGUCCCAUUUCCACGUCGUCCUGCACAACCACCUCAUCGCCUUCUACGCCAAGUGCGGCUGCCUCGGCCUUGCCCGCCGAGUGUUCGACGCAAUGCCCUCCCGCAACCCGGUCUCCGGGAGCCUCCUCAUGUCCGGCUACGCCUCCUCCGGUCGCCACGGGGACGCGCUCGCGCUGCUCAGGGCGGCCGACUUCGACCUCAACGAGUACGUUCUGUCCACCGCCCUGUCGGCCACGGCCCAGGUCCGGAGCUACGACAUGGGGAGGCAGUGCCAUGGGCAUGCCGUCAAGUCUGGGCUGGCGGAGCACCACUAUGUCUGCAACGCGUUGCUGCACAUGUACUGCCAGUGCGCUCAUGUGGAGGAUGCGGUCAAGGUGUUUGAGAGUGUGUCUGGUUUCGACGCGUUCGCGUUCAACUCGAUGAUCAAUGGGUUUCUUGACAAGGGCAAGUUUGAUGGUUCGAUCAGGGUUGUGAGAAGCAUGGUCGGAGAAGUUGAGCAAUGGGACCAUGUGUCGUAUGUCGCAGUUCUUGGGCAUUGUGCUAGCACCAAAGAGCUGCUGCUUGGCCGUCAAGUGCAUGCCCAGGCGUUGAAGAAGAGGCUCGAGCUGAAUGUGUAUGUGGGCAGCGCUCUGGUUGAUAUGUACGGGAAGUGUGAGUGCGCCUGUGAUGCUCAUUCCGCAUUUGAGGUUUUGCCAGAAAAGAAUGUUGUUUCUUGGACAGCUGUUAUGACUGCCUAUACCCAGAAUGAGCUGUUUGAAGAGGCAUUGCAGUUGUUCUUAGAUUUGGAAAUGGAAGGAAUUCGGCCAAAUGAGUUCACUUAUGCCGUGGCUCUCAACAGUUGUGCUGGUCUUGCAGCCUUGAAAAAUGGCAAUGCACUUAGUGCCUCUGCUGUGAAAACUGGCCAUUGGGGUGCUGUGUCUGUCUGUAAUGCCCUCAUUAAUAUGUAUGCAAAAAGUGGAAGCAUUAGUGAUGCAUGGAGAGUCUUCCUUUCUAUGCCAUGUCGCGACGUGGUCUCGUGGAAUUCGAUCAUAAUAGGCUAUGCUCAUCAUGGCCUUGCAAGAGAAGCCAUGCGUGUAUUUCAUGAUAUGUUGUCUGCUGAAGAAGCCCCAUCCUAUGUGACCUUUGUUGGGGUGCUGUCAGCUUGUGCGCAGUUGGGUCUUGUCGAUGAAGGAUUGUACUACUUGAACAUUAUGAUGAAGGAAAUGGGUAUAAAACCUGGAAGAGAACAUUACACUUGCAUGGUUGGUUUGCUCUGCAGAGCUGGACGGCUAGAUGAGGCGGAACAGUUCAUAUUGAGCAACUGUAUUGGCACUGACGUUGUUGCGUGGAAAUCGCUUUUAGGUUCUUGCCAGGUAUAUAAAAACUAUGGCCUGGGUCAUCGAGUAGCUGAGCAGAUCCUUGAGUUGAAACCCAAUGAUGUAGGAACCUAUGUUUUGCUUUCUAACAUGUAUGCAAAAGCAAACCGAUGGGAUGGUGUCGUGAAGGUCCGGAAGCUGAUGAGAGAGAGGGGUGUUAGGAAAGAGCCUGGUGUUAGUUGGAUCCAAGUAGGAAGUGAGGUCCAGGUUUUCACAUCAGACGACAAGAAUCACCCAUGGAUAAACCAGAUCACCAUAAAACUCAAAGAGUUGAUAGACCAGAUCAAAGUGAUCGGAUAUGCUCCGAAUUUUGCAGUUGUCCUACAUGAUGUUGAGGAUGAACAAAAGGAAGAGCAUCUUAUGUAUCACAGCGAGAAAAUGGCUCUUGCGUUUGGCCUUAUUCACAGCCCCGAAGGAGCAACUAUCCGCAUAAUGAAAAACCUCAGGAUAUGCGAUGAUUGCCAUGUUGCUAUCAAACUCAUCUCUCUUGUGACGAGAAGAAGAAUAGUUGUGAGGGAUACUGUUCGGUUUCAUUGUAUAGAGGAUGGAGUAUGCUCAUGUGAUGACUAUUGGUGA